Molecule: messenger RNA, 1996 nt
Organism: Carassius gibelio (silver crucian carp)
Lineage: Eukaryota; Metazoa; Chordata; Actinopteri; Cypriniformes; Cyprinidae
Product: homeobox protein OTX1 A-like
Exons: 4
Coding region: 388-1419 (343 amino acids)
Biological process (GO): regulation of transcription by RNA polymerase II; multicellular organism development
Cellular component (GO): nucleus
Molecular function (GO): DNA-binding transcription factor activity, RNA polymerase II-specific; RNA polymerase II cis-regulatory region sequence-specific DNA binding
Source: RefSeq, a predicted model, not a curated record
CAGGUGUAAAACUUUCCCGCGUCUUCCUCUUUCAUCGAAGCCGCGGUGAGUGACAUCAGCGCGCACUGCGCUCGUGCUUCCUGACAACUCCGGGAUUUACAGGGGAUUUUAUGCACCAUCGUUUUAAUAAUCGCCGACGAUUUACAAGAGACACGACAAUCCGCCUGGCAAAGAAACCAAUCUUUCUCUCUCACACACACACACACACAGACACAUAUUGUUGCUGUGCUCUCUCUCUCUUUCACACACACACACACACACACACACACACUCGCUGCAGGCCGGCUGAUCCCGCGGCUUUACGGGUUUAUACUGCUCAGGAAACUCUGUUGCAUUUGGGAUUACACAAAUACCCCUGGACAAUAGGUGUCUCUCUGGAGCUUAACCAUGAUGUCAUACCUCAAACAGGGCCCUUAUGCCAUGAACGGGCUGGGGCUCAACGGGGCAACCAUGGACCUCCUCCAUCCCUCUGUGGGAUAUCCGGCACAUCAUCGUAAACAGAGAAGAGAGAGAACAACGUUCACUCGCACUCAGCUGGACAUACUGGAGAAUCUGUUCGCCAAGACACGCUACCCAGACAUUUUCAUGCGUGAGGAGGUUGCUCUGAAAAUCAAUUUACCUGAGUCAAGAGUGCAGGUUUGGUUUAAAAACAGACGGGCAAAGUGUCGUCAGCAGCAGCAGAGCAGCAGCAGUUCCAAGAUCCGUCCGGCGAAGAAGAAAUCCUCUCCAUCCCGCGAGAGCCCGGGGUCAGAGAGCAGCGGCCACUUUACUCCUCCUGCCGUCUCCAGUAACACCUCAUCGUCCUCAUCUUCGUCCUCGGGCUCCAACCCCUCUGGUCUUAGCGGAGUGGGCCUGAUAAGCAGCUCUUCCUCAGGAACAACACCUGUCUCGUCCAUCUGGAGUCCCGCUCCGGUCUCUCCGCUCCCCGCUCCCUCUUCGCUCCCAGACAUCUCCCCCCCGGCCAGUGCGUCCUGCAUGCAGAGGGCCAUCUCGGGCGGCGGGGGCACCACAGGAGUGCCGUCGUACCCUAUGCCCUACAACCAGGCUCCAAGCUAUGCCCAGGGCUACCCAACCUCAAAUGCUACCUCUUAUUUCGGUGGCAUGGACUGCGGAUCCUAUUUGGCCCCGAUGCCUGGCCACGCCCACCAUCACCCACACACCCAUCACACACAGCUGAGCACCGCCACGGUGUCAGGACACCACCCUCACCAUAUCGGGCAGAGUGGGGGACACCCGCACCACCCUCACCAGGGGUACAGCAGCGCAGGACUGCCAUUCAGCUCCUCGGACUGUCUGGAUUACAAAGAUUAUAAAGAUCAGGCUGCCGUGGCUUCAUCAUGGAAACUGAACUUCAGUCCAGCAGCGGCUGACUGCUUGGACUACAAAGACCAGGCCGCCUGGCGCUUUCAGGUUUUGUAAGGACUAUUCAUGUUGUUUCCUGAUGUUUACUUGUUUGUUUUACUGUGGAGAAAGCCACCACAGGGAAGAAGUAGUGACUUUUGUGCCAACUUUUCCCACUUUUUGGGUGAAGAGCCGUAGGAACAAGGGUUCAUGAACCAAGCGAGACGUGCCCUCGGUGGACAGAUUAAAAAGCGAAGGUCAAAUUUGUCGCACUCCCGACAGGACGCACUGAACAAAUGAGACAUGUGAUGUUUGAAACAAUGAAGGCAAUAAUAAUUUUAUAUUAUUUUCUCUACAGAGGUGAAUGUGACUUAUGCCUUACAGCUUGUGUGAGAUGUUAAAAACUAAUUUGCAUUCAUGUUCAUUUAAUAAAUAUAAGCUUAAAUUUGAGACAAACUGUUUUUCAUUCUCUUUUUGACUUCUGAUGUAACAUUAUGGGGCUUGUAUGUGAAAAACAACAGUUUCAAAACCACUAUAAAUUUUUUGAACAAAAUUGUUUAAAAUUCAAUAAAUCUUCUUUCAUUGCAAGUUACUAAAUUUUGACUAUUCAAAAACAAAAUCUUGUUCAGUAAUGAAGAUUUUACUUUCAAAUCUA